Molecule: messenger RNA, 882 nt
Organism: Strongyloides ratti
Lineage: Eukaryota; Metazoa; Nematoda; Chromadorea; Rhabditida; Strongyloididae
Product: Sulfotransferase 6B1
Exons: 2
Coding region: 1-882 (293 amino acids)
Biological process (GO): sulfation
Cellular component (GO): cytoplasm
Molecular function (GO): sulfotransferase activity
Source: RefSeq, a predicted model, not a curated record
AUGACUGUUACUAAAGUGGAAGCCUAUAUUGAAGCUUCAGUAAGGAAAACUGAAGAAAUUGAAAAAUAUAAUAAAACUGAUUCCACUUUAAAAGAAGGUGCAGGAAAAAAAUUAUUAAGAAAAAUUGAUUCAAUUAAUUAUCCUGUUCAAUGUACAGAAGAAACAGUUAAAAGUGCUAGAGCUAUACAACUUGAUACUAAUGAUAUUUUUUUAAUAUCAUUUCCUAAUUCAGGAAUUGAAUUAUUAAAAAAUAUUAUUUUAGAAUUAUUAGAUGGUAAAGUAAAUGAUGAAUACAAUUUUCCAACAAUUGAAUAUUUUGGAUCAGCUGUCAUUAAUAUAUAUCCACCACCAAAAUAUUUAAAAACAUAUUUAAAUAUUAAUUUAUGUCCAAAAUUAAAUAAUUGUAAAGUAAUAAUACUGAUAAGAAAUCCAAAAGAUGUAGUAUGGUCAAUGUAUAAAUGUAUUACAGAUAAAAAUGAUAUAUCAUUACCUUCAAAAGAUUUUGAUGAAUUUCUAAAUGCUUUUUUGAAAGGUGAAACUGAAUAUGGAGAUUAUUUUAUUCAUUUUCAAAAUUUAAUACCAUUAAUUGAAGAUAAAAAUAAUUUAUUAUUAACUUAUGAACAAACGACAUCCGAUAUCGUAACAACAAUAACAAAAUUAGCUAAAUUUUUAAAUUUACAUGAUAAAGUAUCUGAUCAAAAAAAAUUAUUUCAAAUAGUUGAAGAAGUAACAUUACAUAAUGAAUUUAAUUAUAAUUAUACUAUAAAAGAAUGGAAAAAAUGUUUUGAUGAAAAACAAUCAUUAAAAAUAGAUGAAAAAUUUGAAACUUUUUUUAAAGGAUCAAUUUUAGAAAAUAUUUUUGAUAACAAAAUGAAAUGGUGA